This is a messenger RNA of Dentiscutata heterogama, 1082 nucleotides long. Lineage: Eukaryota; Fungi; Glomeromycota; Glomeromycetes; Diversisporales; Gigasporaceae. The record is from the annotation of a GenBank genome assembly.
AUGGCUGGAUUUAUAUCUAACACUGAUAUAAACAGAAUUCCAAUUUCUCUUAAUGACCCUAACCUUGAAGCGUUGCUAUUUCCAGAUUUAUAUCCCGAUGGUCACGGCCACUAUUGUGAAAUGAGAAAUCAGUUAGAAAAUAUACAACGACGACAUGAUACAUUUGGAAAAUAUAUUAAGCAUCGCUUGCUUUCUAAAGAUUCCCGUUUCCGACUACAUCAUUACUGGCCGGCAUGGGCAUAUCUUCAAUUAGAAAAAUAUAGAAACUUUCAAAACACACAACGAUUAGUUCGUCAAUCAACAGUCAACGAAUCACAUCGCCCACCAACUGCAAUUGAUAUUAUUGAAAGAAGCACUUACACUGACGGCUGGCGCUACAAUGAAACAAAAACAACUCCAAUUCCUACAUUCAUCCGUACCGGAGAUGGCUACUUUCAAAAAAAAAAUAUGCAUUUAAAUACAAUGAUUCGCGAACUCGGUCUUCCAUCCAUAUUCGUUACCUUAUCGAUGGCUGAAGGUUCAUGGAGUCAUCUUCGUGAUAUACUUGCCGGUACUGAUAAUAAUAACCCAUUACCAACCAACAGACCUUUACAUACAACACUCCACUUUAUUCACAGAUUGCAAAAUCUUAAAAAACAUGUCUGGAAAAAUCAAAAUAUCAGUGAAUGGGGCUCUUAUACCCAUUUUUUUGAUCGAAUAGAAUUUCAAAAUCGUGGAGCAGCCCACUUACAUGGAGUUUAUUGGACAACCUCAGAUAUAGCUGAAAUGAUUAGCUCAAACACUAUUCGAUCAACCCUUCCAGAUCCCGAUUUAGAACAAGAACUUUAUCAAAAAGUUUGCACCUUUCAAAUACACACCUGUAGUUCUAAAUGUGGAGGUCCAGCUCCAUCAGGAUCUAUAUGCAAAAAAGGUUUCCCUCGUCCGUUUUCUGAAUUUACUCAUUACGAUUCCGAUAAUUAUAGAUAUACGUAUAAAUGCCUAACUCCAGAAGACCAAUGGGUAAUUCCAUACCACGCACCUACUUUAAUGAUAUGGAAUGCUCAUAUUAAUGUUCAAUAUAUUACAAGCAAAGGUCUCGCCCG